Messenger RNA from Phascolarctos cinereus (koala), 1412 nucleotides. RefSeq names its product MISP family member 3 (gene MISP3). Lineage: Eukaryota; Metazoa; Chordata; Mammalia; Diprotodontia; Phascolarctidae. The record is from RefSeq and is a predicted model, not a curated record.
AUGGGUAUUGAGAAUCUGUGUAGACGGAAGAAUGUCAUCCUGGAAUACCCCCUCACCCAAUCCAAGACCACAGGAGUCAAGGAAUCUAAUCUGCGUGGCGUCAAUCAGAUUGACGCCUGGCUCAGUCUCACUGACCAAGACAAUAUUCGGUAUUCGGAUGAGGGCCCAGGGGCAAAAGAGGGUGUCCCAGCCCAGGUCAAAGAACUAAGCACUGUGCCUGGGCCCCCCCGGGCAUGGAGCCCCCCCGCGGCGGCCACCACGACUGCCACCGAGACUCCAAUUGAACGGGAGAUCCGUCAGAGCCAGGAGCGCGAGGCAAGCCUGCGACGGAGCCGGGGCUUAAGCCCUAGCUUCGCCGGUGGGGAGCUGGUGGAGUUGCGCCUCCGGCCCAUCCUUAGCCUGCUGCCGGGCCCAGGUCCUGGGCUGCCCCGGGACGUGAAGCGCGCCCGGGCAGGCGCCCAGAUGCAGCGCGACAUCGUUCGGGAGGCACACCGGGAGGAGGCGCUGGUGCGCCUGGGCUCGGGGCCCUGCGGUGGCCCGGAGUGCGGCCAGGGGCCGCAGCCGCUGAGCGAGCGCAAGCUGGUCUUUGAGGCUGGGGGCGCGCAUUCUCGGGCAGAAUCUGUGGGCCGGGGCCCUUCGUUCACCGAGGCCAGUGGCGCCGCCCAUGUGGUGGUUCUGGAGCAUCGCAGCCGGCUGCGGGCAUCAUUUCUAGCUCAGGCUCCUACUUUUGCUCCAGUUCUAGCAACGGCUCCGGCCCGAAACCAAGCUCUAGUUGUCGCCCGGACGCCAGACCUAGCCAUAGUCCCGGCUCCAGCUCCGCCUCUGGCUCCAGCUCCGGCUCCGGUCCCACGUGCCCCGGUCCCGCCUUCAGUCUUUGCCUUGAGAGCUCGGAGCCCGGCUCUUGCCUCGGCAUCGGCCCCAAUUGCUCGCCCCCCGGUCCCAGUCCCACCUCUGGCCCGGGUCUCUGAUCUAGCUUUGGUCCCAGCCUCCGCUGCGACCCCGGCUCCGACCCGUCGAGUCCAAUUGUCGCUGCUGGAGCAAGAGGUCCGAGAAGUUCGCCAGAGGGAGCGGGAGCUGCAGCUCCAGAGGCGCAGCAUCUAUGGGGCCUCAGAGUUCAAGGAGCCGACCCCAAGUCUCACAGAGAGCACACCCUCAGGGAAGCUUUCAGUGGUGUGGCCCCCUCGACGGGACUCUGAGAACGGCCCAGAGCAGAAUUACCGUGGAAGUGCCUGGCCCUUUAAGCGAGGGAAGAAGAUCUUGAUCCACACUGGGGAGCCCCUCAGCCAGGAGUAACUAGUCACCUGUCCCUGCCCCCUCAACCUGGACUGGGGAGCCCUAAGUAGUCCCCCCCACUUCCUCCACUAACCCGGACUGGGAGUUCUGAUUGAUUAUAUACACCCCCCCCCCACUAA